Sabethes cyaneus is the source of this 3984-nucleotide messenger RNA. RefSeq names its product erythroid differentiation-related factor 1. The transcript has 5 exons. The record is from RefSeq and is a predicted model, not a curated record. NCBI's taxonomy places the organism in Eukaryota, Metazoa, Arthropoda, Insecta, Diptera, Culicidae. Bases 117 to 3896 code for a protein of 1259 amino acids. Gene Ontology annotation, biological process: positive regulation of DNA-templated transcription.
AAUCAAAUAAAAUUCUCGAUUAUUCUUGCUUUUACUAGAAUUUUGUCGCAUUUAAGUAGUUGAGUGGCAGAAAAGUGUAUUUAUCAAAUAUUUUAUGCUUUGAAUAAGACGCUAAGAUGGAAGACGACCUUGAUGUUUGCACAAUACCACCCGGUGGUGAAUCGGAACAUUCCGUAAUCACAGAAUCACUGGAAAAACUAGAAAAAGACGAAGUUAAGUCGAAUGCGAUUGUUCGCUUCUUGAAUGUGCAAAGCACAGCACCGUUUGCCAGAUUAAAAUGUAACACCGAUUUGAAUUUGCCACCUUCGAACUGGUUGAAUAAUUCGGCCAAUUCCUAUGGACUGGGACAGUUUCUUUCCCAGCAGAGAGGCUUCAGCAGCUUUCGGAUGGCGAACAUGUUUCCCGACUGCGUUGGCGGUGUGGAUGUCGUUUCUGAUGCGGAAAAUAUAAAGCGGCUGCUAAAGUUGCCCUACUCGAGGAAAAGUGUCAUUUCGAUGAUAGUUCAUCGGAUUGAAAACACACUGCUGAUUGAUGAGUUUGAUGUGGCUCGUUACUUGUUACGUCAAGGGGAGAGCGAGUGGCAGUGGUUGCGGUCGUUUAUAUACGAAAAUAUACUGAACAGUUUAAGUGACAGUGAGAAAAAGCUUUUCAUUCAUACAAAAUCACGGGAAGCACUGGCACAUAAGUAUUUGACUUCGAAAUUUCUGUACUACAGUCUGCGAGCUGACGAAGAAGGUGAGCAUAAUGAAGAGAAUGAGUUGCUGGUGGAUGAAGACGCGGGAUGCCAGAAGUUCAAGCCACUACCGCUGGCGGGACCGAUCUUACCCGAGCCAGACGAGGAAGAAAACUUCCCAGAUCCACGUCAUACGAAUCACGUAUUUAAUCGGAAUGUUGUGUGGACCUUCGAGGAUAUUCGAAUGUUGAUUGGCACCGAUAUGCCCAUUUUUGGUGGAGCAAACCGUCCAUGUAUUAGCCUGAGAUUGAGAGACGAGACCAAGCCGAUCAACGUACUAACCGGUAUCGACUAUUGGUUGGACAAUUUGAUGUGCAACGUACCGGAGGUGGUCAUGUGCUACCAUCUGGAUGGUAUUGUUCAGAGAUAUGAACUGAUUAAAACAGAAGAUUUACCGCAAUUGGAAAAUUCAAGGUUCUCCCCAAAGGUGAUACGAAACGUCGCUCAAAAUAUACUGGCUUUUUUGAAAGCUAACGCCACCAAGGCUGGCCAUACUUACUGGUUAUUUAAGGCCAAAAAUGAUGAUGUUGUGAAAUUAUAUGAUUUGACUACGCUGUGCCAAAAACAUGCCGCGUGUGAAACGCAAAACGAGGAAGAGAUCGACGAAGAAGAUCAGAAAAAUCAAAAUCCAUUUACUAUUCCCGUGGCCAUGCUGCUGUACACUGUUGCUAGAAAUAUGAAAAAUUCACCGGAAGGAAUAUCGGCAACCAAGGCCGGUGCUAUCAAGAUGCUGCUAGAUAAUUGCAUCAAAUUGUUGCCGAAAGAAAAGUAUCCCCAGAUUGUGACUUCCUCCCAUUACAUUCUUUCCGAUCUGCACAUCCCAGCGGAAACGGAUCCCGGCUCUCCUAAGUUUAACACUACACUGGAUGUGGAUGAUGAGGAAUUGGACGAAGAAACGGAUGCCAGUGCUUCCCCACAGCCGGAAGAAUAUGGGCCAGAUCAUAUUAACAAUCGGCUAGAAGCGGCUAUCAAAAGCAUUGAGGAAACCCUCCAGGAAUAUAACGGUGGCAAUGGAGGCAGUCGAUGGCGAUACAACGCAAGACCACCGCCAUUGGUCGGUGACAUCGAGGAACGUUGUGAAGUUGCCCUGCAACACAUUGCCGAUGGGUUGAGCUGCUUACAGUAUUUCGAUAGCAGUGAAGAGCAAAAAUGCAGAGAAAAAGAAAAGGCAGAAGAAAAACGCAAAAUAUACCACGAAGAAACUCAUCCGAAUUUGGCAAAAUCUGACGAUCCGAUUCCGCUUCCGUACUGUCCACUCAAUCCAGCACCACAAAUGGCCGAUUCUGACGUCCCGAUACCCAUGGGUUGGAAACCGGACACAAACGGAAGCAACACGAAGUCGUGUGAAGUCGGCAAAAAAGUUUCUAAGAAGAAAAACAAACGGAAAACCGACAAAAAGAAAGCGAUCGCGGAUGACACCUCGACUGAAAUCGAUGCCCGGUCGCUCUUGCUUAAGGGUGAAAUGGGAGUUAUUAAAUCGUGGAACGUCCACUUGAAGAUUUUGCUUUUCGAAAAGGCAUGUCUUACCUAUGCAACGCUGGCGGAGUGGUUUUACUCGUUGGAGAAAUUUGGAACUUCUCUCCGCUUUCUGUAUUCGGCGGUACGUUGCCAGCAAGUUGUUACCAAAUACAUAUCGUGUGUUUCGUCGCAACGUGGACUGCUGCUUGGUCGGAUAGGUGACUGUUUCUUUCAACUCACCAAGAAAUGGGACGACAUUCAAAGUCACUUGAAAGAAUUUAACGAAGAAAGUCGAAUUGAUCAAUUGAUUAUGGAUGAAUUGGUGAAGGAUAUUGGUGACGGCGUGGAGCAGUCCCUUCCUGCACCGGCGGACAACAUUGAGCAGCUCAUGAUUACCAGUUGUGGUUGCUACGAGGCAGCUCUUGCUAGCACUUCCAAUAACGACGCAAAAGACGAGUUGAAUCGACGAUUGGGAAGUGUUCGCAAUGAACUGGGCGUUAAAUAUAUGCAUUGGGCACAGGAAGAGUAUCAGCGGUUUUGGGAGUUACCGGAGGAAGAACGGGAACCAUUCGAGAAGCCACAGGAAGAGCCCUGCAAGGUUGAGCCACUGUAUCAGGUGCUGGCAAAGAAAUCGUACGAUUCCUUGCAGAAAGGAGUUGCUCUGUUUGAGGCAGUCAACGAUAGCACCAAUCUCGCGUUUCUGCUCUGCAACAUGGGAAGGUUUAUGCGGUUCCGGGCGCAUAUCCAUCUGAUUGGUGAAAGUCCAAACAACGUAAAUCUCCAGAAAAAGUUUUAUAAUGAAGCAUUUACACAUUACCGGCGAGCACUAGCGGUGUUAGGAUCGAAGAAGAAGAAUCCUGACCUGUGGUCACUGGUAACGUGGGAGCUAUCGACGGCAACAUUCAAUUUGGCGAAACAAUUGCAAGAUUACAGCGAAGCAGACCGCCAUGGAAGGCACGAUCAGGAAGAGAUAGAACAAGAGGUGGUUGAUAUGCUCCAGAAAGCUUUGAAAAUCUGCGACCAGGAGCAAAACGGUCCACGGCAUGUGCUGUAUGCUUUCCGAGCAGCUUUGAUUCAUCAUAGAAUCGCAUCCUACUAUCACUUUUCGUUCCGUUCCGCUGCCGAAGAACAUCGCCGUAAAACGACCCUGCAACUGUGCAAGCUGCACUACGAGAAAGCAGCGAAAAUGUUCGAAAGUCUUAGCGAACCCCAAGAGUAUUUGCAGAUUCAGAUGGAACGCAUUGCUCUGCAAGAGUACCAGUGCGAGCUAGCUCAAACGAUUCCGGCCAAGCUUAGGCUACUUCAGCAGGCAGUCGAUCUUUGCAAGCAGAGUCAACCGAUGAUCGAGUGCCUCUGCACCUCGAAAUCCGUGGUUAGCACAACUAGCAACAACAUAGAUUUUGAAGAAACUCAAAAGCUUCUCGAACUGUUCGAAAAGCGUCUCCAAGUCAUACUAAAAACCAUAGCCAAACUAUGGCUACUGUCGUCGAGUACGACAAAGAAGGGUGAAUCGGACCGGCAAGCCACGCACUACAAGGCGCUGUUUGGAUUGACCUUACAGAAACGACCCGCGGUAUACACUGCCGAUGAUUCCACGCAAGGCAGCUCCAGCUCUGCCUCGAACAAUGUGAUUAAGGAAGUUGCCUUACACUUAGUGAAUCUGCUACAGAAAAUUUGUGAUUUAGAUAAGACCAAUCAUGGGUGAAUUCGAUUCCGUUGAAUUCUUUUAUUUCUCGUACAAUGCAAAGCUUGGCAACGAUUAUCAGUAUCUAAUUUGCGUAAAACAACAAUAA